AUGCCACUUAUCCACUCUCCGCGACCAAAUCUCCUUGCAUCGCUUGGAGGAAAUGCGCCUCCCACGCGGCCAUUUCUAAUCUUCUAUUCUGAUAUUGUCGAUGGUCAAAUGUGGUGUCCUGAUUGCCGCAAUGUCGAAAACGUUGUGAAGCAAGCUUUCGAACCUGUUGACGGACCGACAGGCAUCAUACGCUGGGUAGGAAACCGCGCAGACUGGAAAUCGCCUUCCAAUGUGUACCGGAAAGAGUUUAAUAUUAGCUCAGUCCCUACUAUUAUUCGGCUCAAGGAUGGCAAAGAAGACGCACGUCUGGUCGACCGUGAAAUUCUGGACUCGGCCAAACUCAAAGAGUUCCUUCAGGGCUGA
Molecule: messenger RNA, 363 nt
Organism: Rhizoctonia solani
Lineage: Eukaryota; Fungi; Basidiomycota; Agaricomycetes; Cantharellales; Ceratobasidiaceae
Product: thioredoxin-like protein
Exons: 4
Coding region: 1-363 (120 amino acids)
Cellular component (GO): cytosol
Molecular function (GO): protein-disulfide reductase [NAD(P)H] activity
Source: RefSeq, a predicted model, not a curated record